AUCGUUCGUUCUCGUAAAACGAAAACGAUGGCUUCCAGGGCACUUUUCUUUGCACGCAUUAUCAGAUCGCCUAUUUCUUCGCGAUUUAACCUGUUUAGACUCCCUCUAAAAGAUUUGAGGUCGAUUUCGUGUUCUUCUGCCCUCAGCUGUCAUCAUAAGGAGUCAAAUGAUAAGCUUUGGCAAAUAGGAAGACUGAACCAUGUGGCCAUUGCUGUGCCUGAUCUAGAAAAAGCUACACAUCUUUACAAAACUGUAUUUGGUGCAAAAGUCAGUGAGUCUCAGGACCUUCCUGAACAUGGAGUAACCACAGUAUUUGUAAACCUUGGCAACACCAAGAUUGAGCUGCUGCACCCAUUUGGAGACAAGAGUCCUAUCAGUGGAUUUCUAAAGAAGAAUGCAAAUGGAGGAAUUCAUCAUGUUUGUAUUGAGGUCAAGAACAUUGGUGAAGCUGUGAAAGAUCUUAAGGCUCAUAAUGUGCGAUCCCUGGACCCUGAACCAAAGAUUGGAGCUCAUGGGAAGCCUGUGGUAUUUCUUCACCCAAAAGACUGUGGAGGAGUCUUAGUAGAGUUAGAGGAAGAAUAGAAAAUGAAUAAGUGUUGGUUAGAUUUCCUGAAGAUUAUUCUAGAUGUGCUUAGAUAUGGAAAAACAACAAGAGACUUUUCUUGUUUAUAGAAAAAUUUGAACUGCAGAACUGCAUAGAUAAUGUAUACUAAACACAUAAGCUAUUUUAAGUUAUAAAUAAAUUAUAUAAUAAACUCUA
This is a messenger RNA of Nematostella vectensis (starlet sea anemone), 760 nucleotides long. RefSeq names its product methylmalonyl-CoA epimerase, mitochondrial. The coding region runs from base 28 to 582 and encodes 184 amino acids. Gene Ontology annotation, cellular component: mitochondrion. The record is from RefSeq and is a predicted model, not a curated record. The transcript is spliced from 8 exons. Gene Ontology annotation, biological process: L-methylmalonyl-CoA metabolic process. NCBI's taxonomy places the organism in Eukaryota, Metazoa, Cnidaria, Anthozoa, Actiniaria, Edwardsiidae. Gene Ontology annotation, molecular function: methylmalonyl-CoA epimerase activity.